Lates calcarifer (barramundi perch) is the source of this 2769-nucleotide messenger RNA. RefSeq lists its product as uncharacterized. Bases 148 to 1023 code for a protein of 291 amino acids. The transcript has 9 exons. The record is from RefSeq and is a predicted model, not a curated record. Lineage: Eukaryota; Metazoa; Chordata; Actinopteri; Centropomidae.
CUCUUGUCGGCUUCUGUACCUCCACCCGGAAGUAUCCACAAUUCAAUUCAUUCUGGUAGAGUUCGUGCAUGCAGUAUUACGACUCUCAUUAAUUAUUUUAUUUCAAAAUGCGUCGGAGACCGGAAGCUCAAGCAUCAAACACUGAAAAUGUUAAUGCUGAUAAAAAGGAUCCAGAUCAAAGACCUCGUAAUCAGGCUGAAGCUAAAGGCAGAGUGUCUUAUGGUUCUGGUGCUCAUAAACAUUGGAAAGUGUUUACUUUUAAUCAUCAUCAUCCCUCCGUUCCUCAACUAUGCAUCGCUGCAGAGAGAAGGACAGAUGCUCUUGCCCAAAGAUGGCCAAAUUGUUGACAUAAGUUUGGGUCAAAAGAUGCAUCUUUUGUGUAAAGGACAAGGAAAACCAGUUGUCAUACUGGAUGCUCCAACUGGAAUGUCCUCAGACAUUUGGUUUCAUAUCCAAGAAAGUGUGGCUACACUAACGAAGGUUUGCACCUAUGACAGAAUGGGACUGGGCUUCAGCAAGCGGAUGAUGCAGAAUGAAACCACAGGAACUGAGAAAGUUUGGGGGAUGUCAACAACUGGACGGAUGGUGGAUGAUCUGCAUCGACUCCUGCAGGCUGCAGGAAUAGCCAAACCCUUCAUCCUGGUGGGCUCUGAGCUUGGUGCACUCAAUGGAAGGUUCUACAGCCACAUUCACGAUGUGCAAGUGUCAGAUCUGGUGCUGAUUGAUCCCAUCCCAGAGGACAUUUUUGAGGAGGACCAGUGGAAGGAGUACUGGUAUGGUAAGCUGUUGCCGUCGUUCCAAGCCAGACAGUUUUCAGCAGCUACAGGACUGAGCCGCAUGCUGAUUAUCCUUGGGGCGAUUGAACCAACUAUCAAAGGCGAAAAUGUCUCAGAGGAGGUCAUCCAGCGCCAGGAUGGUGCUAGUGUGAGAAUAAUCAUGUCUCCUCCUCAGCAGAGAUUCGAGUGGAUGAUGAUUGCAGGAGCGUUUGUCUUCAUAUCGUCAGAGACUGUGAAUUUGGCAUGAUAUGACUCCAGACCUCAUUUUUAAAUAAAUGAAAAUUGAACCCAUUCCUGGAGCUGACAUGACGCCGCAAAUGCACUGUAUCUUUCCAUGCCUUCUAUAUUGUAAAACUCAGCCUUUUGACAGGUCAUACAGUUUGCGAGUAAAAGGCUGUUAAUAUAAGCUACAAGCUUUUUGCUGUGUAUUGCAGAUGAGUUUUUUUCUGCAGGGGAGGGUUUUUAUUUUGCACUGCUCAGAUCUGCUGUGAAUCUGUUAAAAAAAAUACAGUUGUGACACUUCUGCCUGUCCUAAAGGCCUGUAGUCAUUUUUUACUUGCAAUGGAAAACAUCUUUGGCAGAAGAGGAGUAAUGGAUUCUGGUGAUGAACAACAGCCAAUAUCUCUGGUGACAUGGGAAAGUGCUCUUUAUAGGCUGACACCUUAUUUCAGUGUUGAAACAAACCUCUAACAUUCAUGUAGGGUGCAUUAGGGACACAGACAAAGAGAUUAUUGCAUAAAAGCAAAUUUUGUAGCCAUUUGUUACAUUUAAACCAUACAGCCCUUCUUCAGUUUCUUUUAUUUUUUGUACAGAGAAACAUCUUACACUUUAGUGGCCCUCUGUGAACGCUCAGUGACAUUUCUAACAUCCGCUCCACAUUAAAUGUUUUUCUGCAGCUGUCUGCAUGAUGUGAUGACGCCUGCUUCUGGAUGAAUGCGAACUGUUCGUUAAGACGCCUUGUUCUCUGCUGCCAGCCACCCACGAUUUGAUGGCAGUAGUGAUGAGGGACCUAUUUCAGCUUUUCAAGUAUUACAGUUGUUGCCAAGGAGAUAAGGACAUCAUUGUGCUUGAAUUCUCCAAGGACAGAGAAAGGUUUUGUAGACAGGCUAGUGAAGGUUAUAACGUACACACACACACACACACUCACAAGCUUGCCGGACUCAAUAGAGCAUGCAGUCCAUUUCUCAAGGGCAUGUUCUGUAACCACUGCUUAAUUGAACUGGAGCAGAAUUGUUUGCUGCUAUGUUAACGGCACCAAAGCUAUUUGGUCUCAUCACGUGUGGGUGAUAGAUACAGUUAAAGGGGAAUUCUUCUUAGUUUGAGUUUUCACAUCUAUUCUGAUAGUGUGGUGAACUUUACCCGCUCUGAACUCCAGAAUCAGGGAACCAAGACUGAGAUUUCAGAUGUGAUAUUAGCCUGGAGCUGCUUCAUUGAAUGAGCCAGACACUGACACUGUCUUCAAAUUGUCUUGUUGUGGCAAUAGAUAUAAUUAUGGUUUAUAAUUUCCCAGAUUUUUUCCAAAUCAUCUUGGAAAUGUACAUUUCAGAUGGAUUUAACAGUUCAGAGAAUUCUGCCUUUCUUUACAUUGGAAGAUGGUACCUGUUCUAAAUAAGGUUACAUUUUGUAAAGACCUUGCAUACUGAUACUUAAUACUACUCACAACUGUUUGCAAAACAGAUCUGUGAAAGCUAUACAGUGAUUUCUGGGUGUGUGUAAAAUGGUCAGAUGAUCAGAAGAAAUAUUAAACAAACCACAUGUGGAUACAAGAAGUUUUACAUAGCUCGGUUUUUGUCAAAUGCUUACCAUCAGCAUAUGACAGCACAGCAUUCUUUAUUUGUGAAGUGAUAUCUCAUAUAAUGUGUUUUACACGUGUAUUCACUACCAUGUAUUUGUAAUGUCCUAUUAGCCUUCAGGUGUAUGACACUUGAAUACAAAGAAAUGUAUUAAUUCAUUUUAGAUUUAGUGAGUGAUUUAUUUUCUGUAUCCCUGCUCC